Fukomys damarensis (Damara mole-rat) is the source of this 8824-nucleotide messenger RNA. RefSeq names its product autophagy related 2B (gene Atg2b). Lineage: Eukaryota; Metazoa; Chordata; Mammalia; Rodentia; Bathyergidae. The record is from RefSeq and is a predicted model, not a curated record. Gene Ontology annotation, biological process: piecemeal microautophagy of the nucleus; reticulophagy; autophagy of mitochondrion. Gene Ontology annotation, molecular function: phosphatidylinositol-3-phosphate binding. The coding region runs from base 1 to 6402 and encodes 2133 amino acids. The transcript has 43 exons. Gene Ontology annotation, cellular component: extrinsic component of membrane; phagophore assembly site.
AUGCCUGAGGAUCUCCAGUCCUCGCAGCGCAGCCGGCGGCCCCCGGAAUCCCAGGUCCCCAGGGGCCCGGACACCCAGGCCGGAUCCGCCCCCAGCCUUCCUCAGCCCAAUGGGGGACCCAACUUGGUGACAACAGUAUGGCGUCACUUCCGCCUAUGCGGACCGCGCGCAGGAAGUCUGGGUCUCGCGAACGCGCCGGAGGCGUCCCCGGUGUCGGGAGCGCGCCUCGUAGAUGACAACAAAUUUGUCGCUCGGCGGCGUUGGAGUCUGCCACAGUCCCUGUCGCCUCCCCUCGCGGUGUCUUGCAGCCUCUCUGGGCCGACUAGCCACCGGAAUCUCCCUGGCAGAGGCAACGGCUGCUCCUCAGCGCCUGGUCCGCCCCCGGGCCUAGCGCGGUACCUCCUGCAGAGAUACCUGGGCCACUUCCUGCAGGAGAAGCUGAGCCUGGAGCAGCUCAGCCUGGACCUGUAUCAGGGCACCGGCUCCCUCGCCCAGGUCCCCCUGGACAAAUGGUGUCUCAAUGAAAUCCUGGAGUCUGCAGAUGCACCUUUAGAAGUCACCGAAGGCUUCAUUCAGUCAAUUUCUCUGUCAGUUCCAUGGGGCUCCUUGCUACAGGAUAAUUGUGCACUGGAAGUGAAAGGGUUAGAAAUGGUCUUUCGACCUAGACCUCGCCUAGCAACUGGUUCUGAACCUAUGUAUUGGUCAAGUUUCAUGACCAGCAGUAUGCAACUGGCAAAAGAAUGUCUUAGCCAGAAACUAACAGAUGAACAAGGAGAAGGAUCCCAGCCUUUUGAAGGACUGGAAAAGUUUGCUGAAACCAUUGAAACAGUACUAAGAAGAGUAAAAGUCACUUUUAUAGACACAGUUUUGAGACUCGAACAUGUGCCAGAGAACUCCAAAACUGGAACUGCACUUGAAAUUCGAAUAGAAAGAACUGUAUACUGUGAUGAAACCGCUGAUGAAUCCUCAGGAAUCAAUGUACACCAACCCAUGGCUUUUGCUCACAAAUUACUUCAGCUCUCUGGAGUGUCUCUCUUCUGGGAUGAGUUUUCUGCGUCAGCGAAAUCUUCCCCAGUGUGUUCAACUGCACCAGCGGAAACUGAGCCAAAGCUGUCACCUAGCUGGAACCCCAAGAUUGUUUAUGAGCCACACCCACAACUAACUAGAAAUUUACCUGAGAUAGCACCCCCGGACCCAGUGCAGAUUGGAGGGCUAUUUGGUAGGAUGGAAUUGAGUCUCACUUUGAAACAGAAUGAAGCGCUUCCUGGAGCUAAGUUGGAUGUUGAUGGACAGAUAGACUCUGUUCAUCUAUUCCUGUCACCAAGGCAGGUUCACUUGCUUUUGGAUAUGUUAGCAGCUAUUGCUGGACCAGAAGAAGAAGUUUUCUUCUCCAUGGCGGAUAUGGAUAUGUCCCAUAGUCUCUCUUCUCUUCCACCCCUUGGGGAUCCCCCAAAUAUGGACCUGGAGCUAUCAUUAACUAGCACAUACACAAAUACUCCAGCAGGAUCCCCAUUAAGUGCUACUGUGCUUCAGCCAACUUGGGGAGAGUUCCUUGAUCCUCGUAAAGAACAGCCAGGGAGAGGGUCAACAUUUCCCCCCAGCCUAGUUCACCCAACGUCUUUGCAGAAGGCAGCUCUCCCAUCUAGAUCCGUUUCAAUGGAUGAAUCCAGGCCUGAGCUUAUUUUUAGACUAGCUAUUGGAACUUUUUCAGUCUCUGUGCUUCAUAUUGAUCCUUUAUCUCCACCUGAGACGUCACUGAACCUCAAUCCAUUGACACCUAUGGCUGUAGCUUUCUUUACUUGUAUAGAAAAGAUCGAUCCAGCAAGAUUUUCAGCAGAAGAUUUUACGUCUUUCCGAGCAGCAUUUGCAGAAGCUUGCUCACAUGAUCAUCUUAGAUUUCUAGGUACUGGCAUCAAAGUAGCCUAUGAACAAAGACAAAGACCCACUUCUAGGUACUUCAGUACGGAUGUGUCCAUUGGCCAGAUGGAGCUCUUAGAGUGUCUGUUUCCGACUGAUUUUCAUUCUCUUCCUCCCCACUAUACAGAGCUGUUAACGUUCCAUUCUAAAGAAGGAGCUGAUGCCCACCCCCCUGUAUGUCUUCAGCUUCAUUAUAAGCAUUUGGAGAACAAAGGAACCCAAGGUAAUCAAGCAAGACUUACUUCAGUUCCUCAGAAGGCAGAAUUACAAAUUAAAUUAAACCCACUGUGUUGUGAGCUGGAUAUCAGUAUUGUGGACAGGUUAAAUUCCUUGCUUCAACCACAGAAACUUACGACUGUAGAGACGAUGGCCUCUCACAUGUAUACUUCAUAUAAUAAGCAUAUUAGUCUGCACAAGGCUUUCACUGAAGUAUUUCUCGAUGAUUCACAUAAUCCUGCAAAUUGUCGGGUAUCAGUCCAAGUUGCCACUCCAGCAUUAAAUCUUUCUGUUCGCUUCCCAAUACCUGAUCUGCGGUCAGAUCAAGAAAGAGGACCCUGGUUUAAGAAGUCACUUCAGAAGGAGAUCCUUCAUUUAGCAUUCUCAGAUCUGGAAUUUAAGACAGAAUUUAUAGGAGGAUCAACCCCAGAACAAGUUACAUUGGAACUUACAUUUAGAGAACUAGCUGGAUCAUUCCAGGAGGACAAAGGAGAACCAUCUCUUAAGUUUUUCCAUGUGUCUGGUGGAGUAGAUGGAGACUUAGCCUCAUCAGAUGACUUUGACUGGCCACGAAUGGUACUGAAAAUAAAUCCACUGGCCAUGCAUUCCAUUUUGGAGAGAAUAGCAGCAGAGGAGGAGGAAGAGAACGACAGUCACUACCCGGAAGAGGAGGAAGGAGGCGCUCAUUCCCUGAAAGAUGUCUGCGACCUACGGAGACCAGCCCCUUCUCCUUUUUCUUCUCGUAGAGUAAUGUUUGAAAAUGAGCAGAUGGUGAUGCCAGGAGACCCUGUAGAAAUGACAGAGUUUCAAGAUAAAGCAAUGAGCAAUUCUCACUAUGUGCUGGAACUUACGUUACCAAAUAUUCAUAUAACACUACCUAAUAAAAGCUUUUAUGAGAAGCUUUACAACAGGAUCUUUAAUGACUUGCUGCUGUGGGAGCCCACAGCUCCCUCCCCAGUAGAGACAUUUGAAAAUCUUUCCUAUGGGAUCGGGCUUUCCGUGGCCAGUCAACUGAUUAACACCUUCAACAAAGAUAGUUUUAGCCCACUUAAAUCUACAGUUCACUACGAUGAAGAAAGUGGAUCUGAAGAAGAGACUUUGCAGUAUUUUUCUACUGUUGACCCCAAUUAUCGUUCCCGUAGGAAAAAAAAAUUAGACCCUCAAAACAAGAAUUCCCAGAGUUUUCUCUCUGUUCUUCUGAAUAUUAAUCAUGGAUUAAUGGCAGUAUUCACGGAUGUAAAGCAAGAUAAUGGACAGCUGUUGGAAAACAAGCAUGGUGAAUUCUGGUUAGAGUUCAAUAGUGGUUCAUUGUUUUGUGUGACAAAAUAUGAAGGUUUUGAAGACAAGCACUACAUUUGCCUUCAUUCUAGCAGUUUCAGUCUGUACCACAAAGGCAUAGUUGAUGGAGUGAUUCUUCCCACGGAAAUGCGCCUGCCCUGCUCAACGCGCCCGCAUUGGUUGGAACCUACUAUUUAUGUGUCUGAAGAAGAUGGACUCAGUAGAGCUGCCUCAGAUGCUGUGGGAGGAGACAAUCUGAACAUGCUCUCGGUAGCAGUCAAAAUACUGUCUGCUAAGUCAGAGUCCAAUACAAAGGAAUUUCUUAUUGCUGUUGGACUGAAAGGAGCCACUCUUCAGCACAGAAUGCUUCCUUCUGGGCUUAGCUGGCAUGAACAGAUCUUAUAUUUUUUGAACAUUGCUGAUGAACCUGUUUUGGGAUAUAAUCCUCCAACUUCAUUUACAACUUUUCAUGUUCAUCUUUGGAGCUGUGCCCUUGAUUACCGGCCCCUUUAUUUGCCAAUCCGAGCUCUUCUUACAGUUGAAACGUUCAGCAUUUCUAGUAGUGUUGCCCUGGAUAAAUCUUCCUCUACUCUCAGAAUAAUCAUGGAUGAGGCUGCUUUACAUCUCUCUGACAAAUGUAAUAAUGUCACUAUAAAUUUGAAUAGAGAUUAUAUUCGUGUGAUGGAUAUGGGACUUUUAGAAUUAACCAUAACUGCGGUGAAAUCAGAUUCAGAUGGAGAGCAAACCGAGCCCCGCUUUGAGCUGCACUGUUCCAGCGAUAGCGUCCACGUCCGAACGUGUUCUGACUCUUGUGCUGCACUGAUGAACCUCAUUCAGUACAUUGCGAGCUAUGGCGACCUAUACCCGCCUCACAAGGUGGCCCCGAAGCCUGGCACCCCUCAGAGGAAGUCGAAGGUAAAGUCCAGUGGUCAGUUAUCCUCAUGUGGACCGGUGCUUCCUGAAGCAGAUCAGCAGAUUUUACGAGAUCUGAUGAGUGAUGCUAUGGAGGAAAUCGAUACACAGCAAGCCACUUUGUCUAUAAAACCGCAGGCUAAUGGCGUUUUGGAUGAAAAGUCUCAAAUUCAGGAGCCCUGUUGUUCAGACCUCUUCCUGUUCCCAGAUGAGAGUGGAAAUGUGUCCCAGGAGCCUGGCCCCGCUUAUACCUCGUUCACCCACCACCUGAUUGGUGAUACUAUGUCAGGUGUGCCUGCUGAAAAUGAUGACUUUUGCAUCCUUUUUGCACCAAAAGCAGCUGUCCAGGAGAAGGAAGAAGAACCAGUUGUAAGAAUCAUGGUUGAUGAUGCCAUUGUGAUAAGAGAUAAUUAUUUUAGCCUGCCUGUUAAGAAGACAGACACGAGCAAAGCCCCACUACACUUUCCCAUUCCUGUGAUUCGGUAUGUGGUUAAGGAAGUCUCUAUUGUAUGGCAUCUAUAUGGAGGCAAAGAUUUUGGAACAGUUCCCCCUACUUCUCCUGCAAAAAGUUAUAUCAGUCCCCAUAGUUCACCUUCUCACACACCCACAAGACAUGGACGAAAUACAGUAUGUGGAGGGAAAGGAAGGAACCAUGACUUUUUAAUGGAAAUACAGUUAAGCAAGGUGAAAUUUCAGCACGAAGUAUAUCCCCUGUGCAAGCCACAGUGUGACUCAGGCCUCUUAGAGCACCCGGUUUCCCGUCAGGUGUUCAUUGUGCAGGACCUGGAGAUCCGAGAUCGCCUGGCAACGUCACAGAUGAACAAGUUUUUGUACCUGUAUUGCAGCAAAGAAAUGCCUCGGAAAGCUCAUUCCAACAUGCUGACAAUUAAAGCAUUACAUGUGCGUCCAGAGUCUGGCAGGUCACCACAGGAAUGUUGCUUGAGAGUGUCAUUAAUGCCUCUUCGCCUCAAUAUUGACCAGGAUGCCUUGUUUUUCCUGAAGCAUUUCUUCACAAGUCUUUCUACAGAAGUAGAGCUGCUCCUGACUCCUGAUCCGGAAGUUAAAAAGUCCCCUGGAGCCGAUGUCACCUGCACUUUGCCAAGGCAUUUGAGUGCCUCAAAGGAGCCAAAUCUAGUUCUUUCUUUCCCUGGGCCAAAACAACCUUCCUCAAGUGAUGGUGCCAAUUCAGUAGAGGCGGCUAAUGGAGUAGAAGAAAAGGAGUUCUCAGCUGAAGAAGCAUCCUUUAGUGACCAGCCUGUGUUUUUUAGAGAAUUCAGAUUCACUUCAGAAGUUCCUAUUCGACUUGAUUAUCAUGGCAAACACGUAUCAAUGGAUCAGGGUACCUUAGCUGGGAUUUUGAUUGGCCUUGCCCAGUUAAACUGCUCUGAGCUAAAGCUGAAGCGGCUCUUCUAUCGGCAUGGUUUGCUAGGUGUUGACAAGUUAUUCUCAUAUGCGAUCACUGAGUGGCUCACUGACAUUAAGAAGAACCAGCUCCCAGGAAUCCUGGGAGGGGUUGGACCUAUGCAUUCACUAGUACAAUUAGUGCAAGGCUUGAAGGACUUGGUAUGGCUGCCAAUAGAGCAGUACCGGAAGGACGGCCGCAUCGUCAGAGGGUUCCAGAGAGGCGCGGCUUCCUUUGGCACCUCCACAGCCAUGGCUGCUCUAGAGCUCACCAACAGAGUGGUUCAGACCAUACAGGCGGCAGCAGAGACUGCUUAUGACAUGGUGUCUCCUGGUAACUUGGCUAUCGAGCCCAAGAAGGCCAAAAGGCUUUCUCAUCACCGCUUAGCUCACCAGCCAGUGGACCUGAGGGAAGGCAUGGCCAAGGCCUACAGCGUAGUGAAGGAGGGCAUCACAGACACGGCACAGACCAUUUAUGAAACGGCGGCUCGAGAACACGAGAGCAGAGGGGUCACUGGGGCCGUGGGUGAGGUCCUGCGUCAGAUCCCCCCGGCGGUGGUAAAACCUCUGAUUGUUGCCACAGAAGCAACAUCAAACGUGUUAGGUGGCAUGAGAAACCAAAUCAGACCGGACGUCCGGCAAGACGAGUCACAGAAAUGGCGCCAUGGGGAAGACUGAUGUCCCAGCAACUCUGGAGAGAACCAAGGUGGACAUCAGGCACAUCGUGUCCCAUGGCAAUGUUAGCAGGAACUCAUUUAAUUUUCUUGUGCUCAUCUCAGGAACAAAAGCAUUUUUAGUUAAGUAAUUUAGUGUCAAAACACACAACCAAAAACUUCUGCCAUCUUAGGGCUAGUUUGGUGUUUGCCUGUAGAAGUGUUUGGUGGCUGGUGUCAAAGGCCAUUAAAGCAUUUGCUGCCAAAUUAGUGGAAUGCUUACUUUUAUUAAAAUGACCGUAAUUCUCCUUGUUACAGACAAGGUAUCAUCGGAAACCUCCUUUCAUAAUACAGAGCGCUCUACAACAUUGGAGCACUCUCAAAGCACUAAGCGUGUAGCUCUUGGGAGUUGAUUUUUUUCACCUGGUGUAAAAAGAAUCACAGCUUCAAAACUUUCACUGAGAGUGAGAGAAGUGACAGGGGAAGCAAAAACAGAUAGGAUUUUCAAGAUAACAUCAGCAUAAAAACAGGCUUCCCAGGGGAGUGCGUGUCCGUGCCCUGGAGAACAGUGUGCUUUCCAUUGACACGGAGGGGCUGGAGAAAGUGAAUGUUGCAGAGAUGUUCUGUUGUGUUGCACUUUAUUCUGUGUGUGUGUGUGUGUGUGUGUGUGUACACGCACACGUGUGUGUGUGUUUAGAUUAAUACAAGUCAUGUGCUGUAUCCCUUAUGUCAUUUACAAAGUUAAACAAAACAUGAGGAGGAGUAAACGUGUCUGAAAGUUUUGGCAAAGGAAAGUAACCCAAAUGUACUAGCCUCCUUUAUUUUAAUUGUAAGUGAAAAUAUGCGUUCUAUGAUGACCUGGGGCCCAUGUACCUGUUUACAUGUUCCAUUUUAAGCAGGUAUAGUACAAGCUGGUUAGGCAUGUGUGAAAAGGGAGAGUGGAAAUAGUUUUUACUCUUUGAACGUUAAAUAAAAAUCCUCAGAAAUAUAUUCUAGUCAACUAAUUCAAAGUACCUUUUUACUUGGUUAACAAUGUACAUUUUGAUAACUUGUCAGGAAUGAAUAAAGAAUUUUUAUUUAAAGGUAAAAUUGUUCUAUGCUUCCAUGAAUAUUUUGCUUUGCUUAGAGCAUAUUCAUAGAUGCAGUACCCCAAAAUAUUGGAGAAGACUUUCUCCAAAUUAACUGUGGUUAAUGUCAAGUAAAUCUUUACUGUGGAGCUGGUGGGAAGCACUCCUCAGUCUGUGACUGCGCAGGAAGAAACGGUGGGACCUGGAGUGAUGCAGCUUCUCAUUUUCUAAAGAGUAUGGGGCUGAUUUUGCAGUAUGCAUGGGAUUUCAGAACUGCAUUCAGUUUGGGGGUUGGAAAAUGAAGUUAAAUCAAUUUCAUUCUCUCAGUUUUAUAAAUAGGAAAGCAAUGUGAACCAAAAGAUCCAAACAUUUAGCAUUUGUAAAAGAAAAGUGUUAGGUAGCAUUUAGAUUUACUUUGGCUUUUUUACUGCUGAAAAAUGUAAGAAGACGGUAAAAUAUAAGAAGCACCUGUGUAGAGGCCAUGGCACUAUCUGUUACUACUUUAUUCUUGAGAUGAAGUCCAUAAAGGGCCAGACGCCAACAAGCAGUAAUCCCUUGUGUGACCAUGACACUUGGGCCUGCUUUGGAGCCACAUUCUGGCCCCCGAACACUUUACUUCAGCAUUCUCUGUUUGCCCUUAUCAUGAAAUCUUGGGUCAUAUGUUGAUUCAUCAAAGUGAAAAACACUUGAUCAAAUUUAAAAAUUUAUAACUUUAAUCCAUAGUUAUACAAAGUUCAAUUAGAUUUAGUUUAACUCCGCUGAGUUGCAAAUGGACUUUUCUUUUGUCAAGUUAAGCUUAUAAAGCCUGUGUCUUUCUCAUACAAACUCUGUGCCUCUUUGUUCUGCUCUCCUGUACCUGCUGUUGAUAAAAUUGAUGGGGACAGAACACUGUGACCACAGAUUCAGUCUCAGAGGUUGUUCAUUGUCAGCUUAGCCAAGAUGCUCUUUGCUUGCAAUGUCUGUAGCAGGCCUGUUUAUAUGUAAACACUUUACAAGUUAGGUAUGUUUAAUUUUUUUCUCUUUGAAGAAGUGACUUUCCAGACUUCUGUGUUUUGAUGGCACAGAGUGUUUGGCAGGAUUGUUGCCAGAUCGGGCAAGCAGGUGUCACUUUUAAAUGCUCUGGCAAUAUUUCUGGCCUCUCGGGAGGUGCUUUUUAAUCAUCACCUUUCCAAACUGUUCUGUGGGUUUGGUGCCUUUGUUCAAAUUCAAAACAAACAGCUGUGUGUGGCUGUGAAGCAGCUGCCUGUCCUGAGGGAGGUGCUGCUCCCCUCAGACAUCUAGAGACUGAGGCAGUGCUGGAUGUUAAGUGAGGAAUCCCUUCUUAUGCUAAGUGGCUUCAAGAUUUCUGUUGUCUCAAUAUUCAUUUAAUUAUAUAUAUAU